CAUUCACUGCCAUUAAAGCUAGCUGCUGAUAUCUGUGAGCAUAAAAAAGCCAGUCAAAAUGCAAACGCCUCUGUUCAAUAUCGCAGUAUUUUCUUCCUUGCAGGUCUUGCUGUCCUUGUCGUACUUUAAAGGGGUCGUCCAAGCCGCCAGCAGCAGAGGGUUCGGAGAUAACAUCAACUGGAGGACACUGGAAGACGGCAAAAAUGAAGCCGAGGCCAGCGGGCUGCCGAUCAUGGUCAUCGUCCACAAGAGCUGGUGUGGAGCCUGCAAAUCACUGAAGCCCAAAUUUGCUGAGUCCAAGGAAAUCUCCGAGCUGGCACACAACUUUGUGAUGGUCAACCUGGAGGACGAGGAGGAGCCCAAGGAUGACGCCUUCAGUCCCGACGGUGGAUACAUUCCUCGGAUUCUUUUCCUCGAUCCCAGCGGUAAAGUCCACCCUGAAUUCACCAACAAAAACGGAAAUCCCAACUACAAAUACUUCUACAGCAGCGCAGAACAAGUCCUUUCCAGUAUGAGGGAGGCGCAGGAGAAGCUGACGGGCGACGCCUUCAAGGUGGGUCACACCGGAGACGAGCUGUGAGGAGGCAGCGACGGGCGUCAGGCUGUAAAGGGCUACACUUCGUCUACCUGAGCCUGUGCUUCAGAGCGCCCGUAACGCCCCCCCCUUCUCCCUCACCCUCCACUUCCUUACCCCUCAGAAACAACAACCCCGUUUAAACUAUUUAUAGUCAUACUGAAGACAGCCAGGUCCGUCUCAUUGACCAAACCAAGCCAACCAGUAAAAAGAUGUCGGUGCUUGAGUCUUUUUUUUUUUUUUUUUUUUGUCUUGUACGAUUUUCCAAACACUUCUACACUCAUACACUGUUCAGACUUCUCCUGUCUUUUAUUAUUACAUCAUGUAUAUUUGUAAUCUACUGUUGUCGAUGCCAUUUACUGUACUUUGUAUCUGUAGAGGAUUUAAACAAGUUAGCCAAGUAAACUUACUGCAGUAUUGAUGAACUCUCACCUGCACACACACUGCUGCUGCUGCUGUUGUUGUUGGAUGGAAACCCAACACCUGCAAAAAUGCCAAAUUUUAAAAGACCUAAAUAAAUAAAUAAAAAUGCCUUGUUUGUCACUGGAUCGUCACAAACUUCUAGUGAUUUUUAGAUUUUUGUGAAGUUUCACAAACACAUUUUUCCCGUUUCCAGCCAACAGCAAUGAUCUAGUACUUAAUACUGGUCCAGAUGAGUAUUUAAACAUCUCCUGUAAUGUGCUUCCAAAGAUCCUCUACAGUACGUUAGCUAUCUGUGACAAUAUCAGCUCUGUACGUCUGAUUUAUAUUAUCCACUCUUUAAAAAUAAUCCUAUUCAUUUAAUCCUGCCAAUAUCUCAGUACUUAUUUAGCUAUGUAUCGUUUCUUUUGUUUUUUUCUGUUUGGUUUGUUUUUUGCUGCUCAUGAGGUCCACACCACUCAGUUCAUUAAUACAAAAAAACUCUUUGAACAAGGGAUGAAAACUUUGGUUCAGUGUGUUGAUGUAUUUUAUACAUGUGCACAACCAAGUGUGCAAAUAAAGUUUGUAUUGAGUAGCUUGUGAAGUCGUUUCAUUCAUGUGAGUUAAAUGCAUUC
Messenger RNA from Scomber japonicus (chub mackerel), 1608 nucleotides. It is a transcript of the gene txndc12, whose product is annotated as thioredoxin domain containing 12 (endoplasmic reticulum). Gene Ontology annotation, cellular component: endoplasmic reticulum. Lineage: Eukaryota; Metazoa; Chordata; Actinopteri; Scombriformes; Scombridae. The record is from RefSeq and is a predicted model, not a curated record. The coding region runs from base 59 to 580 and encodes 173 amino acids. The transcript is spliced from 7 exons.